Messenger RNA from Prunus mume (Japanese apricot), 1239 nucleotides. RefSeq names its product WD repeat protein. The record is from RefSeq and is a predicted model, not a curated record. NCBI's taxonomy places the organism in Eukaryota, Viridiplantae, Streptophyta, Magnoliopsida, Rosales, Rosaceae.
AGUGCCCUCCAAAACCCAAAAACUUGUUUUGCAUUUUGAUGAGAAGCAAAUGAAGGCAGAGGCAGCAGCAGCAACCUUCAACAAUCCCAUUCGUCCCCUCCCAUCCAAUCUCUUCUCAUCACCCAUUUCCCGCCAAAUCAACUUCCCUUACCAAAGGUGUCUACUUGGUCGAUAUAAUUCCGUCAAAGGCUUGCAGUUGUACAGCAGUGGGUCUCUACAGUAUACUGGUGGUGUAGUUUGUGCUGUCAAUGGAGGUGGGAGAGGGUAUGUAUCUUCGUGGGAUGAGAAACCAUAUGAAUAUCUUCCAACUGGGAGAAAAUCUUACUUGGAUGAGCAAGACAUUGUCACAUUUCUUGACCCUCCUAAGGACUUGAUUCCUCUGGACUCGGCUUCUUACAAUCCCGCUGCAUAUCUUUGGAAAAAAAUUGAUGAUAUUCCUCCGGAAAGGCGUCAUCGACUGCUGCGAUUGCUAGAACCUAGGCUCAUAUCAAGAGCUUGGGAGAUAGCUGGCACAAGAUACGAGGAUCCCAACUUAGCCAAGAGAAGUGCAUCUAAAUUGUUGUCCAAUGAAGAUGGUGCAAUUUCUCUUGAAUAUUAUAAUUGCCGAACAAAUGGAGGACCAAUGCCCAUUUCUUGGAUAAACUCUUUCAAGAAGGCAAUUUUUUCUUGGAAGGACGGGGAGAUUUAUGGACGAUUUAUUGGUGGAUCAUUUGUUACUGGACUUGCAAAUUCCUUUAGUCCUUUGUACUUCGUAGUGAGACAGCUUAAGGAAGUAAUGCCAACUGAACAACCUUGUGAUCUAGCAUAUGAAUUUGGGGAUGGGCUGUUUGAUCUCCAUGAAUACCCAGAGGGUUUUCCAAAACCAGUCAAGCAUCCAUAUCCUUUCAACGAUCAAAUGGUUGUGUAUGUUCGUCAUCUGGGACCGGGUGUUUCAGUAGGGCAAGCAUGGCAAGAAGGAAAAGAAUUACAACAGGUACCACAAAAGUUAUGCAGCGAGAUUCUGAUGGUGAAAGAUUAUUCUGCUCUUAGAGAAAAUGAGUAAUCGUUCUCAUGAGGAUCAUAUUUUAGAAAAGGUGAAAGACUAUGCUGUAAUCAUUUGUAGCUGGGGAGCUCAUGUUGUAAGGUGUUUGGAAAACAAGUACAGAAGGGGUAGGGAUCAGGAGAAGAUCAAUUCCUGUUAGUGUAAGCCAACCGCAAGUGAUUCAAAUUAAUUUGAUCUAUAAAGUGGUUUUUAUCAAA